Myxocyprinus asiaticus (Chinese sucker) is the source of this 3936-nucleotide messenger RNA. RefSeq names its product stromal interaction molecule 1b (gene stim1b). Gene Ontology annotation, biological process: intracellular calcium ion homeostasis; store-operated calcium entry; activation of store-operated calcium channel activity. The record is from RefSeq and is a predicted model, not a curated record. NCBI's taxonomy places the organism in Eukaryota, Metazoa, Chordata, Actinopteri, Cypriniformes, Catostomidae. Bases 537 to 2660 code for a protein of 707 amino acids. The transcript is spliced from 14 exons. Gene Ontology annotation, cellular component: endoplasmic reticulum; plasma membrane. Gene Ontology annotation, molecular function: calcium channel regulator activity; calcium ion binding; protein binding.
UCAUAAUUCAAGACACUGUUGCUUUCUCAUUACACAACCUCCAAAAUCAACGCCAAACGGAUUCUUAACACCGAGAGGUUUUGGAUAAAUCAGAAAAGGGACUUUGGAUCCAUGUAAGGAGCUUUUAUUUAUACAUUCGAGACAGCUGUUUGGACAAAAAAAAAGAAAAAAAAGAAGAAGAAGUGUAAUGUCCCUACUUACCAUUUGAGGACAACUCAAUUGUCGAGGCGGGCGCCACAAGUGAUGGACAGAUAUUUUAAACCAUAUUAAUAGAACUAUUGAAACGGCGGGUCAUUGAUUAGGAGGAUACAAAUGAAUGUCGAACAUCUCUAAAGUGUUGUUCAAACUUGUUGGAGCGUUUAAAAGGCAACAUUUUCGCACCUGAGAGUUAAAACAUCAUCCCACGUGGAAUUGGAUCCUACACAUAUUAGUUUUCUAAUGGAUCACCUGAACAGUCAAAUCAAAAUAAACUUUUCUACCUGAUUUGUCUCGAGGGAUCCCAGCAAAUUCCAGCUUUCAGAGCUUGACAGUUCAGAAUGGAUUCACUGAGAUAUGCCAGACAUUGCAUGCACAUUGCAUGCCUUUGCUUCUUCUGGAGGAGUGCAGCAGAUCAGCCCAGCCUGACAGGGCACCAACAGUCUGCCAAUGAAUUGUCCGGCCUAUGUGGUAUCGAUGAGCUUCUUUGCCAGGAUGAGAAUGCUUUGCUGAGUUUUGAGGCCAUCCGCAGCAUUCACAAAGACAUGGACGAUGAUGCAGACGGCAGUGUGGAUGUGACAGAAACGGAUGGGUUCCUGAGGGAGGACUUGAAAUACCACGACCCCAAAAUGAAACACAACAGCUUCCAUAGAGCCGAUCUGCUGAUCACAGUGGAGGACAUGUGGAACUCCUGGAAGGCCUCUGAAGUGUAUAACUGGACAGUAGAGGAAGCUGAGGCGUGGCUCAUCAGCUGUGUGGAGUUACCGCAGUAUGCUGAUUCCUUCAGGAAAAAUGGCAUCAGCGGCAAAGCCCUUCCCAGACUUGCAGUUAAAAACGCCACCCUGCUUCUGACCGUGCUGAAGAUACCGGACCGCAGUCAUGCACAGAAACUUCAUCUGAAGGCUCUGGACACAGUCCUCUUUGGACCUCCACUAAUGAGCAGGCACAGUCACUUAAAGGACUUAAUGUUGGUGGUGUCCAUCGUGAUUGGAAUGGGGGGCUGCUGGUUUGCCUACAUCCAGAACCGAAACUCCAAAGACCACAUGAGCAAGAUGAUGAAAGACCUAGAUGGGCUACAGAGAGCUGAGCAGAGCCUCAUGGACCUACAGCAGAAGCUGCAGAUCGCACAGGAAGAGCACCGCACGGUGGAGUUUGAAAAGGUCAACCUGGAGCAUGAGUUACGAAACGAGAUAAAUGCAGCCAAGCAGGAGGCACAAAGACUCAAAGAACUGCGUGAGGGCACGGAGAACGAGCUCAGCAGACAGAAAUAUGCAGAGGAAGAGUUGGAACAGGUGCGCAUGGCUUUGAGGAAGGCAGAGAGAGAGCUGGAGUCGAGGAGUAGCUGGACUCCUCCUGAAGCUCUGCAGAAAUGGCUACAGCUCACUCAUGAGGUGGAGGUGCAGUACUACAACAUAAAGAAGCAGAAUGCUGAAAGACAACUCAUCGUGGCUAAAGAAGGGGCAGAAAAGAUUAAGAAGAAGAGAGCAACACUGUUUGGAACAUUCCAUGUGGCUCACAGCUCUUCAUUGGACGACGUUGAUCACAAAAUCCUGACAGCCAAACAGGCUCUGGGUGAGGUCACUGCUGCUUUAAGAGAAAAGCUACAUCGCUGGCAGCAGAUCGAGAUUCUGACACGUUUUAAUAUUGUAAAUAACCCUGGCAUGUCCUCUCUGGCCACUGCCCUAAACCUGGACCCUGCUUUCCUGGGCAUCCGCCCCGCCACGCCCCAGCACCUGCUGCUGUCUGAUGACAUAGACGAUAUGGACGAGGACAUACUUUCCGCAGGAACUUUGCAAUAUGCCGCCUGGCAGAUGGACCGACGAGUGAGUGACCUUUGGCCUGUGGGCUCCGAGAGCCAAUCCCUGUGGAAACAUUCUGCUCCCAGCCUGAUGUCUCUCCGGCCGCAACAUGGAGACCCUAUGCUGAACCUGAGCUCACAGAGGUUGGUAGAGGGCUGUGAGAGUGAGACUGGGCCCAUGUAUCCACUGCGGCCCCCCAGCUGCCCCUACACACGAAAGACUCGCAGCCACUCUAUAGGCCAGCUGGAGGAUCUGAACCACUCAGAAUCGGAUUCCUCCCUCUCGAUGUCUCACCCAGCCGGGGACACUCUGCUCUACUCCUCUACUCCACUGUACAAUAAACUUUCCAGAUCCAAUGGGGAUUCCUCCACAGACAGCCCCCUACUGCAGAAAAAGACCUUUGGCAUGGAGAAGUGUGCCAGUCUUGGAGAAAUCCACUCUCAACCAUCCAGCCUCACUUCAGUCGAGUCCACACGCUCUCACUUCUAUACCUCUGCUGAACCAGACGGCCCCUCGGUGAGGAGCAGCAUUCGUGUCACUCAAAUCCCAGGCAAGAAGAACCUGGUGGAUGAGGACAGUGGAUCCACAGGGGAAGACACUGAGGGCUCCAGCACUGGCCGCUUGAAGCCCUCCUUUCCCAGAAUCUUUAGAAAACCAAAGAAAUAACAACAGCAAUGGAAUCCACCAUUCAAGGCCUUCUUGGCUUUUCUGUUGUAAGAGAGUAAUGUAAAUUAAUUAUUGUUUUACAAAGUCACACAUAAAUGGACUAAGGGGCCAUAAAGACAGAACGCAGCACUACAAAUGGAAAUGAAAUCCUAGUGCCUCGAGACACGUUUUUAAAGUUGAAGUUCUUUUUAACAGCAUCUAAAAAAUAUGCCGCUCCUGCGCGAGUUGCUGAAAAAACAAGAUGCGUCGCAAUGGUCAAAGACAUCCGUCUGGUGCAUGUUUACAUAGAGGCAAAAACACAUUUGGUGUUAAAGGAAUAGUCCUGGUUCAAUACACGUUAAGCUCAAUUCAUAGCAUUUGUGGCAUAAUGUUGAUUUUCACACAAAUGUAUUUAGACUCAUCUGUCCUAGUCUUUUAAAAAAAAGAAUAAAUCGAAGUUGCAGUGAACCUGGAAGAUUCCUUUAAGACUAGCACAGUGAUACAUUUUUAACCUCUUCACUGGGAGCAUCUUUUUAAAGAAUUAUAUUCUUUAUAGAUUAUAUUCUCUAGUCUAGGACAUGUAAUUUAUGUUGUAUUUUGAUUUAUAGUUUGUGUUGACCAACGGAACAGGAACAGUCAUUUGUUGGGAACAGGUAUGAUAUCACUGUAAAUUAAUUUAUUUAGUUAACUGAACAUAAGGGCACUUGAUGGCAUGUCUAUUUUGGGUGUUUCAUCUAUUUUUAUUAUAAGCAGUUUGAGCUUUCACUCUCCAUGGCCUGAUUUAUAAACACUGAAGUGCAUGCAAAUGACUCCACUUGCUCUUUGCUAUAUUGUUUUACAUAGGAUUUGCCUGGACUUUUGCCUUUUCAUGUGGUGCUGCAAUGUUCUUUUGCAACUCAGUAUUGUUGCCAGGGUAACAAUUCAGCCACAAAUAUUAUUACCAUCUGUAUCUUUAGAUAGUCUUAGUAAAAGACAUCAGAAUACUUAAAUAGACAUACCACAUCCACCUAUUUAAAAAACAUUAGACUGUCAGUUUGAGUAUGCAGCAUCUAUGUACUUGUAUUUUCAGAUGGUUGUGGGUGCUGAAUAUAUCCUUUUAUUUUGCAUUUUACUCCUGUUACCAAAAUGGUUUAUGGUCUAUGGAUAUCACUGUAAAAGCAAUGCCAAAUGUUUUUUGCGGUGUACUCCCUAUUUGUGUAAACAGAUGUGUAGUUCUCAUACUCAUCUCUGUCUCUGCUGGUCUGCAUGUUACUAAAGUCCUUCAUUAAAAUAAAAAAUAAAAAUACUGAAAUUUAAA